Cottoperca gobio is the source of this 1992-nucleotide messenger RNA. RefSeq names its product Jupiter microtubule associated homolog 1a (gene jpt1a). NCBI's taxonomy places the organism in Eukaryota, Metazoa, Chordata, Actinopteri, Perciformes, Bovichtidae. The record is from RefSeq and is a predicted model, not a curated record. The transcript has 5 exons. The coding region runs from base 164 to 622 and encodes 152 amino acids. Gene Ontology annotation, cellular component: nucleus.
UUUGACACUUGUCCACUCAGACCUCAGACUGGAGGCAGGUUGAUUAUUGGGAGCCACCGGCUAGGAUAGACAAUGAUGAGGCGGUGAAGUGCUGCUAAUGAAAGUGUAGUUCGCGUAUAUCCUGUCAGAUCUAUACAUAUUUUACGACUUCUUGUGCAAAAAAAUGACGACGACCACGACAUUUCAAGGGAUGGAGCCCGGUUCUAAAAGCAGUUCCAGGGUUUUGCGCCCUCCUGGCGGCGCCUCCAACUUUUCACUUGGUGCAGAUGGAGAGAAGCCUCCCGUCCGGAAAAACAAGAUGGCCUCCAGUGUUUUCGCUGAGCCAGAGGACCCCUAUGCUAAUCGAAGGAACAACCCACCAGGUGGGAAGCCCACAGGUGUGCUUUGUGGUGAGCCGUCAGCCCCCCUGAGGAGAGGAGGGACCCAGACCACCAACAACUCUGCAGACGCCCCCGCCACAGAUGGAGAAACUUCCGUACGUGAUUAUGAAAGCAGUGCUCCUGAGCCUGAAGCAGUUCCCGAGCAGAAGGAGGAGGCCCCUCCAGCUGACGAUCCCGCGGCAGGAUUACUGUCCGGUCGCAGGAAUCCCCCAGGGGGCAAGUCUAGCCUCGUCCUGGGUUGAAUCCCUGUGAACUACACCUCCCGACAUAACUCAUCUCUGAACUUGUCUCUAUUUUAUUUAUUUAUUUUUUUACCAAGGAAUCCCGACCCAUUUGUCUGUACCGCUGGAAUUCUAUCUGAUGUCCAACAGACACCAGUUUCCUCCACACCCCCAAGUGCAUUGUUUUGAUACCUCUUUUUUGAAAACUGUUUUGUACUGUUUUUAUUGUUUGUUUGUUUUGACAGAAGCACUUUAUGUAUUUCUACGGAUAUGGUUCAAAGUCUGCCUUUGCCACGCAUUAGUCAUGCCAAGCAGGUUACAUGGAUCAUAUUUCUCAUAUCAACAAGUGAUAAAUUAAUCUCCCCUAACUUUAUUACGACAGCACAAGCUGUGCGUCAUUUUACAAGCAGUGUCCAGAACACAAGCAAACAAAAAAGCUGUCACUUUUGCACUGUGUUCAGUUUUGACCCAUCUUGCAUGCACGUCUGGUCUGUAACGUAUGAAUGUGAGAAGAAACAUAACUGUGAAGAUUUUUUUUAUUUAUUUCAUCUGUUUGUCAGUUGUUUUUUUGUGGAAUAAUUGUCGUAUUGUUGUUGCAUGAAGUUGGACUCUUUCUACUGAUUAUAUUAUCAUCCACUUAGGAGCCAAAUAGAAGCCACAUAAAUUACUGUCAUUGUGAUCUGAAGGAUGCAAACAUUAAUCUUCAGAUGAGUACCGUAGGUCCCAUGUCAGGUAACUGAAUUGGAAUAAGCCUUUUUUAUAUUGUAGUCACAAACCUUAGAUUAGUGUAACCCCAGUGCCAGUUUUGAGUGCUCCAUGUUUUUUAUAGGUAAAUUUACUCUUAAAUAAAGUGUGCCUGUUUGUGUGUUAGGCUACAGCAUCAAAUAAGGUUGGGUUUCCACAAUUGCAUCCUACGAGUGUCGGCCUAGUUUUCCAUUGUGGGUCAAUGGAAUGUUGUUGGUCCUGACAUGUUUCUGGUAAACCCAUCCUAGAUUUGACAAGUGACCUUAUUACAGCUCUGCCUUUUUUUCUAUGUUUUAUCCCCCUUUAUACAUUUGUUUAUCAUCCUGCUCACUGGAAAUAUAGAAAGGUCUUUUUGUACAUUUCAUUGUCGCAUUAUUUAAACCAAAAUUCAAACUUCCUCCUGCUUCUGUCUUGUUGAGUCACGUGGGUGACUGCUUUGUCAGCCAGCCGUCAUGCAAGAAGACCUACAUUUCAAGCACAUGAAAUGUAAUUCCUGUGGUGUCUAUUUUUAACGUCUCUUAUGAUGCAAGAUAUGUCUGUUUGCAUCUUAUAUCAAUUCCUGUUGCUGGAUGUAAGUCACUGCAGAAAUUUGAAAACAAGAAAUGGCACAAGUGGAAAAUUAACAUUAAAAAACAAUUUUGACCAUG